AACAGCUGGUCCUGCUCCUACAGCGUUGGGAUUUGUUCAUGAGGAUCUGGAGUGCCGGUAUGGCAAGCGAUAUGGAUCCGGAACAGAAUCCCACCGCCAAUCCCGAUACAAUUUACCUUUCCCCGUUCGUCUCGGUCGGGGCGUGCUUUGUGAUAUCCGUAAUUUAUGUUGCCAGUCUGUACAUAUGGAACACCAAGCACGAUCGUGACCAUCCAUCAACGAUAAAACGUCGAUUCUUUAGUGUCUUCGUAGUCAUGCUCGUCGCUCCGUUUUUUGUGCUUGCACUAUCCAGCAAGCAGGUAUUCGAGCGCUACAGCUUAUGGGAGAUAAUGGGGUUCCGGCGGGAAGGUCUUUUCACAGCUGCGGCGGUUCCACUACUGUUAACUAUGGUGCUAUUCCUGGGUCCCUUAAGUGUACAGCUGUCGAGCGGUGUUUGGCGGAUUUACUCGGAACCUAUGUACUGGAUGAACGCAGUGCACAGCUUGGUCUGGCUACGUAACCACUUCGUUGCCCCACUGUCCGAGGAGUUCACGUUCCGUGCCUGUAUGUUACCACUGCUUCUCCAAACCUUUCGGCCAUCUGUUGCUGUGCUCAUUACGCCACUCCUGUUCGGACUGGCUCACCUGCACCAUAUCAAAGAGCGUUUACAAAAUGGGAGGCCUCUGCGGGAGGUGUUGAUCGUGUCGUUUUUUCAGUUUUUCUACACCACUAUCUUUGGUAUUUAUUCGGCGUACUUGUUUGUACGUUCAGGACACUUCGUUGCACCCUUCAUUGUACAUGCAUUCUGCAAUCAUAUGGGAUUUCCCGACGUCCAGGAAGUGCUUUCCCAAGGGGACCACAAAAAAUACAUUUUUAUUGGAACUUAUGUACUAGGUCUCGUCGGAUGGAUCAUUUUUCUCCCAACCCUUACCACACCAGGUUGGUAUGCGAACAAUCUAUUCUGGGAGUGGCAACUAUAAUAGGCUGUGCUGGGGCUGAAAUAUUCUUGUGCCAUUGUCAAAGUAUCACUAUCAAAUGUUGCAUCCAUUAGAUAAAUAAUCUUUCCGUGUUGUGUGCCCCGUGCGAUACUAGCCAGAGUCAGCAUAACUUUGUCUAUCUAACUUCCUCCUCUCCCUGUAAUUCACUCGUUAGAAUGUUCAAAUGGUUAGGUGAAUUCUGUGAAACUAAGACAGUCUAAUGUAACAUUAAAAGUAUUGCUGUGCAGCAUUUCGUGUAAGGAACACAGAUUCUAAGUCCAACAUAACUAGCGCCACUUGGUCAGAUACACAACCGAUUCAACAUCGAAUAAGAAAACGCCAAUAGCACCAGAAACCGCCUUGAUUUCAAAGAUGGUCUCGAUGAAGAUGAUUAUGGACAGGUAAACUGGUCUUUACUAGUUAAUAACUCGUAAAUAACGAAUACACGACAUUUAAAUGUACAUUUCAAUACAGUGCCCUUCGAAUUGAUAGACAAAGCUGGUAUGUCGAUAGAUUUAUACGCUUUUUAUCGUGAAAUAAAUUACGUUUGUUACAAAUGUUUUCUACGCUCAU
This is a messenger RNA of Anopheles cruzii, 1529 nucleotides long. RefSeq names its product CAAX prenyl protease 2 (gene Sras). Bases 39 to 959 code for a protein of 306 amino acids. NCBI's taxonomy places the organism in Eukaryota, Metazoa, Arthropoda, Insecta, Diptera, Culicidae. The transcript is spliced from 2 exons. Gene Ontology annotation, cellular component: endoplasmic reticulum membrane. The record is from RefSeq and is a predicted model, not a curated record. Gene Ontology annotation, molecular function: metalloendopeptidase activity. Gene Ontology annotation, biological process: CAAX-box protein processing.